Molecule: messenger RNA, 594 nt
Organism: Lathyrus sativus (Indian pea)
Lineage: Eukaryota; Viridiplantae; Streptophyta; Magnoliopsida; Fabales; Fabaceae
Source: the annotation of a GenBank genome assembly
AUGCACUGGAUUAGUCACCGCAACCAUCUGGGAAAUACAUGCGCUGUUGAUUUCAUAUGGCUUCUGAAUCCUGACAAAUAUCGAAAGCUACUAAAAUCGAGCUGGAGUGAAGCAGUUUUCGGCAUGUUCAAGUAUCUAUUGCAAAGAACUUCAAUAACAGAGAGUGCUUCAUUUGAUUUUCUAAAGGAUGAAAAUGAAGAUUGUAUUACAUAUUCUAGUUUUAGUAAAGCACUUCAACAGCUUAAUUUGAUUGGUCAUUGUUAUGGUUUGAGUGAUGAAGAGACAAAGAACUUGUGGUUUCAAGCAGAUAUAGAUGGAAAUGGUGUAAUUGAUUAUAAACAAUUUCUGUAUCAAAUAUGGAAUGCCACCGGGUCGGAUUAUCAAAGAGAUGACAACAAGAACGAGAAGCAAGACGAAGAACCAAAUGAUACCAAAGAGGAAGAAACAAUUGGUUUUAGUGUUAAAAAUGCGGUGUUGUUCCCUCAAGAGAUGGGGAAAGGAAGUUGGCCAGAAGACUAUUCCCUUUCUGAUCAUGCAAGACUAACUGUAGUCUUCACACCUAUAACAAUUUCAUGCUCUCACAAGAUUUCUUGA